Molecule: messenger RNA, 471 nt
Organism: Aplosporella prunicola CBS 121167
Lineage: Eukaryota; Fungi; Ascomycota; Dothideomycetes; Botryosphaeriales; Aplosporellaceae
Exons: 3
Coding region: 1-471 (156 amino acids)
Source: RefSeq, a predicted model, not a curated record
AUGCCUCCCAAGCGCAACCUCGAGCUGGACACAAACACUUCCAGCAACAAAGAUGAUACCCUUCUCACAAAACGUCGUCCGACCCAAUAUUACAGUACUUCCCAGUAUCUUUUGAGGAAAAAGAACAUGGAAGCUUUGAUGAAAUCGCCGGAAAGACACCAGACGUCCCAGUCCACAGCUUCACCAAGAGCGCGCAGCCUUUCAACCUCCAAGCCCCAAAAGAGAGAGGAUGUUACCCCGACCGAGGCCAUUGACGUUAUCAACAACGCCAUCACUGAUGAGAAAAAUCGAGCAGUCGUGGAACAGGCGGAGGUGAAGCGAUUGGAAGACCAGGUUCAGUUCCUACUGCGCAAAGUGGAACGUAAAGAUAAGGAGCGCCAGGAAGAGACUCAUGCCCGUCAUGGGCUUGAGCAGAAGCUGGCGGAGCGCGAUGCCCUUCUUCAAGAGCUGAAGGAUAUUCUGCAUGAUUGA